This is a messenger RNA of Chrysemys picta bellii (western painted turtle), 5040 nucleotides long. RefSeq lists its product as uncharacterized. Gene Ontology annotation, molecular function: calcium ion binding. The record is from RefSeq and is a predicted model, not a curated record. Lineage: Eukaryota; Metazoa; Chordata; Testudines; Emydidae.
AAAUCCAUAAAGAUGAUUGUUUCCCAAAAACCUGAAGAAAUGAAAUUAAUGCUGGCUCAGCACAACAGUGAAAAUAGGUCUGAAGAAGAAAUCCAGGGGACUUCUUAUCUACUUGAGUGUGUUUAUAAAUUGAAUAUGUCUACAGCAAUGGAGUUCCAAGAAAUGAAAGGCAGAAUAAUGCAGCUGCAAAACCACAUGCUUAAUUUCACAGGCCAGUUCCUCAAUAUGGAGGGAAGAGAUGAUUCUCUGAUGCAUUCUCUAAACUCACAGAAUCUUUUUGAGUCUAAGAUGAAUGUCAUGGAAAAACAAUUUAACAAUGCCACUGAGGCUUUGAAUAGCCUUCAAAACCGCCUUGAAGAGGGAUUGGAUUCAGUGUUCCUUCAGAUCUCUCAGCUUAAAGAUGAUUUCUAUUUUAUUGAGAACUUCUUGAACCACACAGAUAUGGGAAGCUCAAAGUCUUAUGCGUCCACACCUGAAUUCUUAAAGGAAACAGAAGAAGAUACACCUUCAACUUUGUCUCCAUCUUCCCAAAAUUAUGCACCAGAUUCACACCCGAUUCAUCUGGAUCGUCAGACACAAGCCAUGGAGCCAGAGACAGUGGAAGAGAAGCACAAAAUAAACAUCCCUUUCAUAAAGAAACUUACAGACCUCCAAGUCUUUUUCUAUGAUGCUGACAAAAAUGCAAAUGGAUACCUGACAUUUACUGAGAUAGAAAAGGUCCUGGGAGAAGAUGCACCUCAGAAAGAGGAAUUGGAAGAAUUUGAUGAUGAUAACAAUAAGAUGUACUCCUACCUUGAAUUGAGAAAAGCCCUUGAGCUGACAGAAUAACUGAGAAGACUAAUUGCAAGGCUGAGAGAUGCACACAAUGUUCUGGAUCUUUAUUUUAUUUUACAGGAAAGAAAAUCAUGUACAGGUUUAUUUUUUAAUUGGUCAUUCUUUUGGAACAGCAAAAAUCAAUUAUAUACAGAUAAAAUGCCCCUUAUUCCAAUAGGCACACCAUAUUUACCAUAGUAGCCAUGUGUUGCAGAAUAGCUAGAGGAGACUUCUCAAAAUGUUUAACUCACUUUUUUGUAAUUGUAAGUACAUAGGCAAAAAAGGAAGAUAAAGGAAAUAUUAUUGAUCAAAAUGUUUUAAAACCAUGGAUUUAGUAUUAAAAAUUCUUAUGCAGCUUGAGCAUGUAGAAGUUAUAUACUGAAAAACUUUAUUCUUCCUUAAGUGCUCUAAUAAAUAGUCGAUGAUUACUCAUUUACCCCCCCACCACCACCCCUCAGUUAACACUGUAAUACUAUUUACUUGGCAUAUCAAAGAGUGAAAUCCUUCCGUCAUCAUCCACAUAAUAGAUCUGGGAUAUGGAGCAGAAAUUACUGCAUAUUUUGACCACAAUGUGUCAGGUGUGGCUUCUUCGGACGUUUGCAUGUUCCAAAUGGUGACUACCAAAACCCAAUGAUGUGCUAGAGAGGACAAUCGGAGAUUCCUUGGGUCUCUGGGUUCAAAUUCUAUCAUUAUCAAAUUGAAAGGACAGUUGUGGAAUGAUUUAUUUGCCUCUGAUGGAGUCAUCCUCUUUCUGGAUAAAGCUAAAUUACUCUUGCUAGAGAGUUCAGUGGGACUUCUGAUAUGUUUUCAUGGCUGGGCCCUUUGUUGAGAUGUUGCCUUCUUCCUUAGUUACGAGAAAGCAUUUGCAUUUCAAUGAGAAAUGAAUGAAUAUUUGUCAAUCCACCCACCCCAAUGCACCCACACACCCUAAUAUAUACAGGAAAUUCUGGGGAACCUCUUGUUAAAAUAGAGGAAGAACAUCAUAGUAUGCACCAAUUCCAUGUUGCCCCGAUAGAUCUCUAAAAGGGAAUGAGAUUUGGUCCUACUGCAGUACAAAUUAUACUUGCACUGUCAUAACAGGAAGGCAGCAUCAUAUAAAGAGGGUAGUAUAUCCUUUCGGUGGAACAUCUGUUCAGCAGCGUUGUGAUACAAGACAGGUGGCUGGGGCAAAUAUGCAGACUAUAACCCUACAUGUAGAUCAAACAGAGUAAAGGCUCUAAACCAAACAUCAGUUGUUCAGAACAUCACUUUGGUUGUGGAGGUCAUGUUUUCCCAGACACUAUGCAAGCAAGUUUAUAAUUUAUGAAAGGUAUUCACACAUCUCAUGGAAAACCUAAGCAACUCAAACUCAAUGACUUCUCUUUUAGAGUGACUGGACUGCAUAACAAAAUGAAAUUGUCUAUCAUUCGUUACAAAUUCAGAGAUCUGUAAUUACUCAUAUUUUCACUUAGGCCCAAGUAUUCCUACUGAAAUCCGUGACCAGGAUUUGGCAUUAGGAAAUUAGUUGAUCUUCAGUUUAUACAAUUGCAUUGGGACUGACUUUUCACCUGUACUAUUAUUGAAUACAUUAGACCAAAUUUGGCCCUGAUUUAUGUGCCUUGCAACCCCCAGGAAAUCAGUGGAGGAUUUGAGGGACGAAAUCCUAAUGUAAUCAGCGGGACUCUAAACAGGCAGAUGCAAUUGCAGGAUUGGGGCAGGAAUGCCCAAUCUUUCGAGGUACUGAACACUUCCAAGACAGUUCUGAGUGUGUGCAUUACCUGCUGUAUACAGUGGGUACACUUGAAAAGUUCAUGCUUGUUCUGGAGGUAUUACCAGUUUCAGACAUAUUCUCCUUGUUAAGCAAAGAGAAUAUCACCAUAAUCUAUAGUAUUUUGAAAAUUGUCAAAAAAAAUGAGGUCACUGUAUAUAUAGAAUGGUGGGUACUCAGCAUAACUACCAAAUCUGGGUACACAUACUUAAUUACCCAUUUUAAUGUUCUCUUCAUUUUAGAUGUGCAGAUUUGACUAAUAAUAAUUAAUACCUUUCACUUGUUUAAAUCUAUAAACUCAAAUGAGAAAAAUAAAUAGACAAUAGUUCAUGGAAUUCCAAAUCCUUAUAACUUGUAUGUCAAAAAGUGUCAUAAACAGAGGAAUAGAUAAAAUAGGAACAAUAUGGUGCAUUUUUAAUUUUGUAAAAUAAAUUUUGUGUGUGUGUGGGGGGGGUAAAUUGGCAGUACAAUUAUUUUCUAUUUCCUGAAGUUAAUAUAUUUUAAUAUCAAUCUUCCAAAAGCUACUUCUAUGGGAGAUCUUCCUGGAAAGAAAAUCACUUACAAGUUUAUUUUUUAAUUGAUCAAACAGCCACAUUUUAGGCAAGAAAUUUAGCCCAUGACUGUUUUGUUUAUGUAUAACCAAAUAUCGCUGGGAUUUUCUAAGACACCUAAGAGAACUGGUUGAUCAAAUCCCAUUUCAGUAGGAUUUCGAUAACUAAUUCUCUUAGGCUUCCUUGAAAAUCCCAGCCCAUGUGAAUACCAUGUACUGCUGUCACAGUGCCUACGAAGAUUUUCCUAAUUCUACCAAUGGAGAAUUUGUAUUGGGUGUCCCACCUUGGCCACAGAGUGCAAGGUACCUUUUCCCCUAUACAAGUAUUUAGAAAGUGCUCAAAUGUCGGAGGAGCUAGCACCCCUCCUCUGUGAAAGCCAGUGUGAAACUGCCAUUUUAAUUAAGGACAGGCACAACAUGCACUUCUUAGGGCACAUUAUAUACUUUUUUGAUAUUUUAAGUUCAGCAUACAUAUACCCUGUAUUUAAAAUUGAGAAUACUGCUGAUGCCAGGAAUACCUCUAAAACUAAAGUGAACUUUCAAAUGCACCAUCUGUAUAUGGCAGGUAUUGAGUCCCCUCAACUCAGCUGUGACAUAUAUGGCGGUUGAGGCCACUUAGAACCUAAUGACCAAAGUCUGCCCUUUAAAACAUGUGUGUGAUCACUACAGAAGUUAACGAGAGUGGCUUGCACUUAAGCAAAGUACAUGUCAGAAAUAAACAGGGGGAGCACAUCACAGCAAUUUCAUGGCUGAACUCACCCUUGGAGGAUCUGCACUUUUUUCUGACAUCCUCAGAACCUCUCAAGUAUGUUAUAGCUUCAUAUUCUCUCAAGGAGUGGGAAGGGGGAGUAAGGAGCAAACUUUACAGAUGGCAGUAUGUCAGUUCCUGUUCUUCAUUAGCACAGGUGUGGUAUUUCUUUAAUUUAUUUUUUGCCCGUAGGAUCUCCUCCCCACAUAGUCUGCCAACUUAUGGCAGGAGGCAAUCAAACACUUUGGAAAGAGAUUUUAUUCCUCAAUUUCUUUUGCCUAUGCAAAUAUCACCACUAGUUAGGAUGGCAGCCAAAAGAAACUCAAAUACAGUUCCCAACUAAGGAUUAAAUAAUUAGCUGUUUAUUUGUCUUUCAAACUCUCUGCUUCCUUUUUGAGAUUUCCCUCCUCCCCUUCCUUCUAAAAACUUUCAACUUCUGCAUCCCUAUAUAUCCUUCAUUAUAUAUAGACAUUUGUCUCUUUUCUCAACUUCCCUCUAGAUAAUGCCAUGCUAUACUGCCUAAUGAGUUUGGUCAUGAUUGUCCACAACUUUAGAACUCAUGUAAUUAAUUACACCUAUGCAAAGUGAAUGUAAAGGGCUCCAAAUAAGAAAUCUCCUCAAUUACAUGGAUUGUAGUGGUUUAAACCCACUUUGUACUCACUUUGUAUAGCUGAAAAUGCUACACAAUAUGCAAGGCCAAGGAGGGCCAGACCCCUUUUAUUACCCUGUGCCAGCAAGAGCUGAGAAGAGAACUGAUUAGACUCAUGCCAGUUUCACACUGUUACUGUUGCCAGAGCUGCUUUGUGGAAGAAUAGUACAACUGGUGCGAUCAACCACUAAGAGUUUGUCUGACAGGAAAGCUUGUAAUGGGGGAAGAGGGGUGUAUGAGGAAAUGCAGGAUACCUUCAACAUCAGACCAAAUGUAGACUCCACAUUGAAACACCUUUUAGCUAGUCAGAGAGCUCUCUCUACAUUUUAAUAAACACCUCUGUAAAACCAAUGUGAUAUUUUCCCCUAUCUCUUUUAAAAUUUUAUAAUUUAACAUAGUCAGUCCUACUGAGUGCAAAGGACUAGUUCAAAGGAACACAUUAGCAGUGGUUUGGUAUAAAAGUCAGUAUUAACUGAAUGUCUACACUACAAUAUUGAAAUGAAAUGUGUUGAUAUAUGAAAACUUCGUUAUUU